This is a messenger RNA of Notodromas monacha, 5491 nucleotides long. The record is from the annotation of a GenBank genome assembly. Lineage: Eukaryota; Metazoa; Arthropoda; Ostracoda; Podocopida; Cyprididae.
UAUCUUUGCAGGAAACGGUGAAGCAUUUCUAUGAGCCCGCCUUAUUAAUUUUCGUGGAAUUUUUUGUUCGAGGCUCUGCAAAAAGAGGUGCUUCGAGGGUGAAAAAUGGAGGCGGAUUCCAGUUCAGAUUUUCAAGAACCGGCCAAUAAAAUUCCGCAAAUUGAUCCGGAAACGAAGCAUUUGGAAGAGCAGCAGAAUCCAGAUGCAGGUCACUUUAAUCUCUCCGAUGCUGCAAAUAUUUUAGCGAGCCUCAUGGAAUGUUCGCCAAUUUCCAAUCUCCUCACGAAAGAAGAAGAAUCUGCAAACCACAACCAUCUACAGGUUAAACAAGCCGAAAAGUCGGAAGGGAGCGAAAUUCUGCCGGAACUUGAGGACGAGAAACCUGUUGUGGAAGAACCUCUGGAAGAAAAUCAGCCCUUGUCAACUCGGUUGAAAUCGGGGACAGAAAUUGACGUAAAUGGGGCGAAAGGACGAGCUUUCGACGUCCUUUUGCAGGUUCAGGAUCUCAGAGUUCAGGAUAUUCCUUCAAGAUAUAAAGAAAAAUCGUGGAUUUUGGAACAAGAGGAAAAGCAUUCGGUGACGGAGAUUGAGUGGGUUGAAAAUCCGUUUCAACUCACUCAUUACUGCUUUAAACGGCCAGUGAUUGUUGGACGAGUGGAAAGAAUGACUGAAGUCCUUUACAUGUGCUCCAUAUGCAAACGAACGUUUCAAGCGAGGCACAAGAUUUGUAAACACCUGCUGCUGCACACACGCAGUUUCGUUUUGUCGUGCGACAUUUGCGACGAGGAUUUUGCGGAUAUGACUUCAUUGAUGAAUCACCUCAAGAGACACGAGUUGAGAGCCGAGAAGCCCAGGGAUGAAGUUUACUUCUUGUGUGACAAGUGUCCCAGAAAGUUCCUCAAGACAACCGGCCUUUUUGCGCACAAGGAAGUCACUCAUCAGAAAGACUCGAAGCUUCCUGCUUGUCGGUGGUGCGACAGACCAUUUCCUAAUCGCGACGAACUCGUGGCGCACUUGAAAGCGCACAAAGAACCUAAAGAGCCGCUGUUCUUCUGCAUCAUAUGCAACAGAGAAUUUGUAAAACGGAUUGACAAGUACAAUCACGAGUUUUUGUGUAUGCGGGGAUUGCCUGGUACUUUGUGCGACAUUUGUGACAGACGAUUCCCUGCUUUGAGAGACCUGAGGGAGCACGAAGAACGUGAUCACGGAGUAAACAUGGGGCUCAAGUUGAGCGUGACAGUCUUGGCCUCGCUGUCGUUCGCCGUGGAUUCCACCGACGCCGAGUUUUCCAAGGACAUCUUGGGUCUGAACCCGGGAAAAUGCGAGGAGAUCACGAUCCCCAUGUGCCGCGGAAUCAAGUACAACCUGACUCGAAUGCCCAACGCUUUCAACCACGAAACCCAAAACGAGGCCGCCAUGGAAGUGCAGCAGUUUUGGCCCCUGGUCUCCCUGGUCAAGUGUUCCAGCGACCUGCAAUUCUUUCUCUGCUCCAUUUACACUCCGAUCUGCAUGGAAGACUAUGACCACAGUCUGCCUGCGUGCAGGUCAGUGUGUCUGCGCGCAAAAGCUGGCUGCGCUCCGUUGAUGAAGAAAUACGGGUUUGUUUGGCCCGAACGAAUGAACUGCGACUCUCUGCCGAAUUUCGGCGACCCCAAGAACCUUUGCAUGGACUAUGAAAAUGGAACUUUGCCGGUGUCUUCGUCGUCAUCCGCGUCGUCGAAUAAUGUCGUUGCCGCCGCCGGCGCCGCUGUGCCCACUCUCGUGCCGUCUGUCAAGGACGCCGCCGGAACAGGAGUGGUGAUGCCGUUGCCGCCACCACAGCCGCUGCCGCCGUCGUCAACGGGAGGAGGAGGAGGAAACGAGGAGGAAUGUAGCAGUUGUCAGUGUCGACCGCCGUUUGUGAAACUGCGACGGAACUCGGGAGUGGCGGUUGUGGCUGGCGUCGUGGACUGUGGACUCCCGUGCAAUGGCUCUGCGUUGUUUACCAGAGACGAGCUGGCCUUUGCCGAUGCCUGGAUCCCGUUUUGGGCGUUGCUGUGCGGCGUGUCGUGUCUGGUGACGGUGACGACUUUUGCCAUUGACCCGGACCGGUUCCGGUAUCCGGAACGCGCGACGAUCGUGCUUAGCGGCUGCUAUUUGAUGGUGAGCGCGGGCUACGUGUUGCGACUGGCCCUGGGCAAGGAAGAGGUGGCCUGUGUAGGCGGGGCAGUUCGUGGCGGUGCAUCUGCAUCGGGCCACGCUCACUGCGCCGUCGUCUUCGUCCUCGUCUACUUUUUCACCAUGGCUGCAGCCGUCUGGUGGGUCGUGUUGUCCGUCACCUGGUUCCUCGCUGCUGGCCUCAAGUGGGGCACGGAGGCCAUCUCGGCCUGCUCUGCGUAUUUCCACGUGUGUGCCUGGCUCGUGCCGGGUUGCCAAACCGUCGUGGCCCUGUUUGUGGACGCUGUUGAAGGAGACGGCGUUUCCGGGCUGUGCGUCGUGAGUGCAGCCUGGGUCCGGUAUCUGGUCGUGGUGCCUCUGGCGGUGUAUUUAUCGCUCGGCAUGGCGUUUUUGUUGGCUGGCAGUGUGGCGCUGUGGCGGAUCCGGAGGGUGAUUCUUCGCUCGGGUGACGCGGCCGUGAAGGCGUGCAAGUUGGAGACGCUGAUGGUUCGGGUGGGCGUGUUUGGCGUCUUGUACUUUGUUCCGGCGGCCGUGAUGCUGACUUGCUGGGGCUACGAGCUGGGCGGCUGGGACACGUGGGUGCGGGCCAAGGCCUGCUCUUGUGGCGGACCUGGCGGUGGUGGUGGUACGGGUCCAAGUUUUGCCGUGAUCAUGUGUCGGCAUUUCAUGACUGUAGCUGUGGGGAUCUCGUCGGGAGUCUGGGUUUGGUCGGGUAAGACGGUGGCGUCUUGGCGGCGGUUCUACGGGGCGUUGUGCGGGCGCGGAAGCGUCGCCAAGGCGCCCAGCGUAGUGAAACAGGCGCCUAUGUCGCAUCAAGAUCCAGGAAAACGGAAUCAAUUGAUCGCGAUUACAAAUGAGGUGAAAUUUGACCCGACGAUGGAAGAAAGCGAGGGUUUGUUGUGUUUUUGUUCCAUGCAUUGCCCCGAUGGCAGCUUCAAUGGAACGUGUCGCGCAAGGCCCAACAGCGUGUGUUUUGCAGCAGUGGAACAAGUCUACAACGAAGACUCUGGCACUUAUGAACCCGAAUAUUCCUACGGAUGUCUUCCUCCUGACGAAACUGGACUCAUGCAGUGUCGUGGAAAUUUGGUGCCGCAUUUGGUGCCACAGUCGAUCGAGUGCUGCAAAUCUGGCGACAUGUGCAACCAGUUUCUGACGCCUGCUUACGACGCCUCUGACGACAUGCCUGUGGUGUCGUGGAUCCGCGGCCACGAAGCCGUCGUUUAUGCCAUUCUCGCCUUGACCACCUUCCUUGUUCUUGCCGUCGUCGCCUUGAUUUUCUCAAAGGUUGCUAAGAAGAAUAGGAAAAGAGGAAUUCCUGGGACGUUGAAUGAGCCAUUUUUGAUCGGAGGCCAAUCCGGAAAAAUCGUGAAAGCCGACCUGUUUGCAAGUGAUGUGGACGAGACUUCCGGAAGUGGUUCCGGAAUGGCAAAACUGGUUCAGCAAACUGUUUCCCGUCAGGUUCAGAAGGACAGAAUUAUCGGACAGGGUCGCUACGGAAAGGUGUGGUUGGGACAUUGGAGAGGUGAACCAGUGGCCCUGAAGAUGUUCAAUACGACGGAAGAAGCUUCUUGGAGACGAGAGAAUGAAAUUUACGAAACCCCGCUGAUCCGUCACGAAAAUGUCCUGGGUUUCAUUGCGUCUGACAUCAGAGGAGACGGAUCCUGGACGCAAAUGAUCCUCAUUACUGAAUACCAUCCGAGGGGAUCUUUGUACGAUUAUUUGCAAGAAAACACAAUCACGGUUCGCCAGGCGGUUGUGAUGGGCCACAGCAUCGCAGCUGGACUGACCCACCUGCACACUGAAAUCAUUGGAACUAGAAGUAAGCCUGCAAUAGCCCACCGAGACCUCAAAUCGAGAAACAUCUUGGUGAAACGUAACGGGAUCUGUUGCAUUGCGGACUUCGGUCUGGCGGUGAAGUACGACAGCGAGAAGAACGAGGUGGACAUUCCCAUCAACGCAAGAGUCGGCACGAGGCGCUACAUGGCGCCCGAAUUGCUGACAGAUUCUCUGAACAGCAACCAGUUUCCAGCGUUUGUCAUGGCGGACAUUUAUGCACUUGGGCUCGUGUUGUGGGAAUUGUGUCGGCGAUGCUUGACUGGUCAGGAUUCUCAGGUUGAAGAGUACCAACCCCCGUACUUUGAAUACACUCAAUCUGAUCCUUCGAUUGAGGAAAUGUUGGAUGUGGUUUGCGUGAAGCAGAUUCGCCCGUCGAUUUCUCCUCGCUGGAAUGGCGAUAAGCUGCUCAUGGCGAUGUCGCAAAUCACGCAAGAAUGCUGGAAAGAGAACCCAUUUGCCCGCCUGACUGCGCUGAGAAUAAAAAAAACUUUGGCGAAACUGAAGGAAGUUGAUCCGGCUAUGUCGCGAUUUGACGAGGCUGCUGAAGACAUUGACAUGAAGCGAUUGCGAGAAAAGCUGCAGCGUGAAUCUGAGGAGAACAUUCGUUCUGCCCACCAUCGACACAUUGACAACGACUCUGGGGUUCGUUUGGUAUAAAUAAGAGGCGAAAAGAAAAAAAGGAAAGAAAUCUGGAUUGAGAGAUGUACAGAGGAAUAAGGAAACGGAGGCCUUUCUUCUCGUAAUUGCUGAAAAUUCCCUCUUUUUUGUCUCUUCCUAUGUGCUGAACUCCACUUUACAGAGCAGUUGCUCAUAUCCGAGUACUGUAUUUCACUUGGGAUAAAAUGCUUUCAUCUUUUUUAAUUCACCGAAAGAGAGAAAGAAAAAUUUGAGAAUUGACGGUGGCUUUGAAGUAUUGUGUCUAUGUGCCAAACUAACCCGCGUUUCGCUAACUGGACGAAGUUUUGCUUUUUUUUUGUGCAAAAAAAUGUGAGCAACUAUGUGUCGAAAUAAGGCUUGUGUUCGAAUUGCUACUGAGAACGUUUUUAUGUCCUUGAUUUUUCGAGCUUGUGUAGAAAAAGCAGGAAUGUGCUUUUUUUUAUUCUAGUGGCAUUUUGUAAGUUACUUUUCUUUUGUUGUAGCAAAACUUGCUGACUCUUGUGCCAUUUUCAGUUUCAAAACGACGAGUUGAUUUCUCCUAAAUGACUUCACAACACGAAUGUUGAAAUCGGUGUACAAUGUUUUAUGUUGUGUGAAGUCUCGAUUGUCCCUUCAAGAAAAUUGUUUUUUCUUUCUUUAAAAAAUCGAGUAAAUCUUCUGAUCAUUGGAAAAAAGAACGUUGCAUUGAUUGAAAAACCUGCUGUUGGGUGAAGGGGAAAGAAGUAACUGGGUUGUGGAAUAGUCUUCCAUUACCGCCUUGCUCACAAAUUGAAAACGACUGGGAGGACCUGAGUUUUGUUUAUUUUUUCUGCGAGAAGUGACAAUGAAAAAUCCGAAGCAA